This is a messenger RNA of Tribolium madens (black flour beetle), 1693 nucleotides long. Its product is annotated as glycine, alanine and asparagine-rich protein-like. Bases 402 to 1346 code for a protein of 314 amino acids. The record is from RefSeq and is a predicted model, not a curated record. The transcript has 3 exons. NCBI's taxonomy places the organism in Eukaryota, Metazoa, Arthropoda, Insecta, Coleoptera, Tenebrionidae.
AGCCAAAAGAAUUGACCGUAUCUUAUCCCCAUUAAUAAGCCAACAAUCUUAAAAAAGCAAAGUAACUAAAAUAAAUCAAUUCGAUUCUUGAAUGGUUUUAUUUCGCGGUUAUUACUUCCUAAAAAAGAUCAGUAAGAUAUAUAUUUUGAUUGUAUUUGAUACAGUUUUCUCUGUUUUUUGUUGUUCUCCUUAUUUCACCUGUUUUGUCUCGACUGCCGCCCCCUACUCUACUUAUUUCGAGGGUUUUCUAUAAAUUUAGAAGGAACAGUUCACCAUUGACAGUUCAUCAAUGACUAUAUAUCAAGCUGUUUUAAUUUGGCAGGUGUGUUUUGGGGUUGUGUUUUUUUAGUGUAACGUGAUCAUCAAAUUAUGUUUUAGGAUUGAUUAGUGUUGUGGACAGGAUGCGUUUCUUCUUUUUAACCAUUGCACUCUCCGCUAGUUGCUUAGCUCAAGAGUAUGAAGAGCUGGAACUGUACAACAAUUAUGACGAAUAUGGUGCAUUAACUGAUGCAUCAGGCGGUGGAGGCAGUAAGGGCCAAACAAAAUUAGGAUUUAGUGCAGGCAGUGGUUUAAGAAGUAUCGCUGAAGGUUCCUUCAAUUCAGCCAAUGACGCCGUCAAUAAUCAGGAUGCUGCAGGUCAUCAAGCAGCAUUUGUAGCCAAAAAUACUUUGGCGCAAGCCGCAGCUGGGGCCUCUGCAACAGCCCAAGCUGCUUUAGCCGGGAAACAGAUACUCCUCCAAGGCCUAGAGCAGCAACUGCGAGAUGCCCAAACGGCACUAAUGGGUGAAAAACAGCAAUUGAUGCAGGCUCAACGUUCCGCCGAUGCAACAAUGCGUGCAGCUCAAGAAGCUCGUGCCCAUGUUAACGUCCUCACCAACACUUUGAACGCUGCUCAAACCAAUGCUGACCAUAUGACCCAAGCCGCCUCCGAGGCAGCUGGGGAACUCGCAGCGCAGCAGUCGAUGGUCGGUUCAGCGAAGCAAAGAGUGGAUCAGCUAAGUAAGCAAUUGGCAAAUGUCCGCAUUGACUUCGAAGCAACAAGAGCUGCGGCACAGAAAGCGCAAGCUGCUGCUCAAGCAGCCGCUGCUAAUGCUGCCGCCGCAGCAGCAGCAGCUGCCGCCGACCUAGCGAAAAGUGCUCCGUCCCCGCCUCCAUCAAUUGGGAAAGGGAGUAAUGGCGGGGGCGCUGGAAAAGGGGGCUCAGGCGGCCAGGGGAGUAAAGGCGGCGGUCAAGGGGGCAAAGGAGCAAGCGGUGGGGGUGGUGCAGGGAAAUAUAUUCAAGGGAUUGAAGGCAAUGUGGCAUACGUUGAAGACAAUUUUUAUCACCCCUUUCACUACAGCAAGUAAAGGAGCUAGUUAAUUUUUUGUGAAUUUUUUUACCUGUUGUUAAAUAUAAAUUUUUAACAUAAGAAUAUUUAUUUGGGCUGUUUUACAUAAAUAAAAGAUUCUUUCUACUCUAUCGUUUGUAUUCAAGGUGUAGGAAAUGAAGCAACUAUUAUUAGCAUCCUAGUAAAAUUAGCCAUGAUUUAAUAAUUCUUGCUUAAAAGUGUCUAACAUCAAUGUCGUCUUACUUUAUGGCAUACGCCACACUAAAAGAGAGAGUUAACCUUUAAAAUUAGGAGAUUACCGCUUAAAAAUUAUCAAUACAUAAUGAAAAUAUUUCUUAAUAUUGCAAAAUUAUCUAGACUGUUACA